Stegostoma tigrinum is the source of this 1774-nucleotide messenger RNA. RefSeq lists its product as uncharacterized. The transcript is spliced from 8 exons. Gene Ontology annotation, biological process: microtubule anchoring. Gene Ontology annotation, molecular function: microtubule binding. The record is from RefSeq and is a predicted model, not a curated record. Lineage: Eukaryota; Metazoa; Chordata; Chondrichthyes; Orectolobiformes; Stegostomatidae. The coding region runs from base 110 to 1636 and encodes 508 amino acids. Gene Ontology annotation, cellular component: sperm flagellum; centriole; axonemal microtubule.
UCAACUACAAACAGGAGGAGGCUGCCUCUCAAACACACUGAAAAGGAUCUCUCUGUUUCUCAGUGAUUGUCUAUGAGAAAUAUUUUAAAACAAACUUUGUUGAUUUAAAAUGGCUCUGGAAGAUUUGGAAGGUCUGGAAAAGAUGGAAUUCCCUGUGUUUUCCUGUCUAUGUGAGCUGUGUGACUGUGGUGAACACAAACACCAUCAGAACUGUCACAAGAACAAAUUGGCUGGAAUUACAGACCAUCUCCUGAGUCACUAUCAGUCCACUUUCACUCAGCCUCUCAAUCCCCAACCCCGGAGCAGCAAGAGGCCAUUCCGCACGCCCCCAUUCCAGAACCCACCGGCCAUGCAGGUGGAAACCACACAGCGAGCUGCUUUUAAACACAAAGCUCUCAGUGAACAGGGACAGCUCUGUACCACGAAGGAACAUUCCAGGGUUGUGAAGGAACCAGAUUUAGUGAAACCCGCCCACAGCAAUGCAACAAUACAGAAAUGUUCAAGAAGCAGCUGCCUCCAUUCCAGCUGCUCAGGUUCCAAUCACAGCAGCAAGAAAGGAUCUCUCCCAUCAACUCCUCCAGCCACAGCAGGCGUUCACGAUCUGAAGACCAUUUAUGGACUCACCUAUCAGCCUUUACCCAUCAAGAAACAGCAUUCGCCUGGCAAGAAACGAGCCAAGCCAAAGUCUGCUCCCAUCGAGUCGGUCAGCACCUAUCGCCAGGACUAUCCCCUGUACGCAGCUCAGGCGUUGAGACGCCGGCAGCCAAUUACCCAAGUGGAUAACCUGCACAUCAACCAGCAUUUACCUGUGGACUUCAACACAAUUCAGAGAGAUUCAUACAUUGGCUGGGACGCGGUCAAAUACCCCCGUCGUGAUCCAAUCAUAUUAAAGAACCAGUUGAGACUGGAAGGGACCAUUGAUACCAACACGGUGACAAGGCUUACGUAUACAGGGGUACCGUUCAAUCAACCGCAAGAUCUCAACCGACCCAUGACGAUGCAGAGUGCUUGUGGUGGCAAAUUUCGUAGUGGAACAGCCUACACAAACUCAUUCAGGCCUUGGGAGACAGAGUCGCGGGUUCGUCAUGGGGACCUUCAUGAUGGAGCUUAUAUACCUCCUCCGUCCAGCCCCUCAGCCCAUGUGCCGGUUACAAGCCUACCUGCUUCACCAGCGUCUCAAAGGCAUGAAGAUCUCAAGACCCACAUCUGUUGCUACACAAUGACACCACAACAAGAGCCACUGUGCUCCCAACACUAUGAUAUGGAAAUAUCCAGCAUUGAAGCAGCUCUUGAUCCACCGAGGCCUAUUGAAACAAAAAAUAAAAAUUAUAAAGAACAAAACGCCUUUGGUGUCAUCACUGGCUGUGUCAUAGAACACCCCUUCAGCUGUCUAACAGCACUGAGAGGGGACCCUCACCUGCAACUGCUAUGUUUAGGGCAACAUGUCACUACACUUCCUGACAAUAUUGAAGAAUGUUUAUUUGGCAUUGACUUUGUGGAUGAUUGUUGGAGCUGCCUAGCUGCUUUGGAUGCAGACAAAACAGGUGGGGUGACUGUACUUGCUGAUAUACAACUGAUAUUCUAUAAAUUUGGUCUUGAGAUUCUUUAUAUGCAAAGACUUGCAGCCCUGCAGUGAUGCUGCAGAAGCUGAGGUCUGUGUGUUAGUAUCAUAUUGGUUUCCUCUCUGGUGUUUAUUAAAACCAAUCAUCAUCACUUUGUGUUGCUGAAAACGUACUCUCACUCUUUAAUUUUUCAGACCAUUCUGUGACUGAAU